AUGGAUGUGUUGGGGGCUUCUUCGGCUUCUCGCCGCCGGGCGUUUGAGAGUCGUACGACUCGCUCGUCUCCCGCGGCCCGCUCCUCUCAUCACCACCACCAGGGCUUCAGUUCGUCUCCGGCCGCCCGCUCCUCCCAGCAGGGCUUCAGGUCGCGUUCCUACAGCUCCAGGACCCCCGGCACCAUGACGACGACCCCCGGCUCCAUGACGACGCACCGGAGCCGCAACUACACCCCCAAUUACAGCGAUGGCAGUAGUGGUAUGGAGCUGGUCCACAUCAGCAGUGAUCUCCAUGCGCCUCCUCGCUCCAACGAGAAGGAGCAGCUGCAGGGCCUCAACGAUCGCUUCGCCUCCUACAUAGACAAGGUGCGUUACCUUGAGGACCAGAAUAAGGUUCUGGAGGGCGAGAUCUCGGAGCUGCGUCAGUCUCACGCGUCCCAGUCUCACCUGAGUGACGCGUACGAGCCGGAACUGGCCCAGCUGCGGGCCGCCAUCGAGGCGCUACAUCGCGAGAAGACCCAGAUCAUUCUAGAAGCGGAACACAUCGAGGAGGACAUGCACCGCAUGAGCGCUCGUUACGAAGAUGAGGCUCGCUGCCGAGAGAGGAUCGAACGCGCCCUCAAGGACAUCAAGAAGGAACAGGAGCAGUGUGAGAUGAUGCGAUUGGACCUGGAGAAGAAGGCGGGUUCUCUGGCUGAGGAGGCGGAGUUUCUACGCACCAAUCACCAGGAGGAAGUUACGGAACUCCUCGCACACCUGCAGGAAGCACAGAUACCUGUAGAGGAGAGAGAGGUGAGCCGCACGGACAUCACGUCUGCGCUGCGUGACAUCCGAGCCCAGCUGGAUGGCCUGAGCGUGCGGAACCUUGAGCAGGCGGAGGAGGUGUUCCAGAACCGAUACGCCAAACUGACGGACGCGGCCGAGCAGAACAAGGAAGCCAUGCGGGCCGUGAGGGACGAGAUCCACGACUACCGACGCCAGCUGCAGGGCAAGAGCAUCGAGCUGGAGGCCCUGCAGGGCACCAGGGAGUCUCUGCAGCGCCAGAUUGGGGAACUGGAGAACAGGCACCACGUGGACCUGGGCAGCUACCAGGACAUGAUUGGUCAACUGGAGAGGGAUCUGCAGGGCAUGAAGAGAGAGAUGUCUCAUCACCUGCGUGAAUAUCAGGACCUUCUGAACGUCAAGAUGGCGCUCGACGCAGAGAUCGCCGCCUACAGGAAGCUGCUGGAGGGGGAGGAGACUCGCUUCAGGGCAUUCGCCGAUUCCUUCCCAAGCCCCGCCCUGCCCUACAGGCAGCCAAUGGCGUUGGCCCGAUCCAAACAGGAAGCCGAGGAGGACGACCUGAACGACGACCUGGCAGCCGUCGCCGAGGAGAUGGAGAACGACGGAGGAGAGGAAGAAGAAGAGGAGGAAGAGGAAGAGGAGGAGAAGGAGGUGGUGAAGGCAUCGAAAGGGCGUAAAGUGAAAGGAUCAAAGGAGGCUUCUCACGAGGGUUCUAGAGCAGGAUCUAAAGAGGCUUCUAAAGAGCAUUCUAAAGAGGGUUCUAGAACCGGAUCUAAAGAGCAUUCUAAAGAGGGAUCCAAAGAAGGAUCUAAAGAAGGAUCUGAGAAGGGAGAGGAUGAUGAUGAGGAGGAGGAGGAGGAGAGGAAGAGUGAUUCUGAAGAGCAGGAGUCAGGAAAGGGGAAGAAGAGCGAGGACGACGACAGGGAAUCCGUUUCCAAGGCAACCAAGAAGGAGCCCAAGAGCCCCAAAAAGACGAUGCCCGCCAAGGGAAAGUAG
Messenger RNA from Engraulis encrasicolus (European anchovy), 1779 nucleotides. Its product is annotated as neurofilament medium polypeptide-like. Gene Ontology annotation, molecular function: structural constituent of cytoskeleton. The record is from RefSeq and is a predicted model, not a curated record. NCBI's taxonomy places the organism in Eukaryota, Metazoa, Chordata, Actinopteri, Clupeiformes, Engraulidae. Gene Ontology annotation, biological process: neurofilament bundle assembly. Bases 1 to 1779 code for a protein of 592 amino acids. The transcript has 9 exons. Gene Ontology annotation, cellular component: cytoplasm; postsynaptic intermediate filament cytoskeleton; axon.